AUACUUAGAAAGCAAACAAUGACGUUUCUUUUCUUGACUGUUUUUAGAAAGCCUCGGAUCAACUCUCAGCUGGUGGCACAACAGGUGGCGCAGCAGUACGCCACCCCGCCACCCCCCAAGAAGGAGAAAAAGGAGAAAGUGGAGAAGCAGGACAAAGAGAAGCCUGAGAAAGACAAGGAGAUUAGUCCUAGCGUCACCAAGAAAAACACCAACAAGAAGACAAAACCAAAGUCUGAUAUUCUGAAAGAUCCUCCUAGCGAAGCAAACAGUAUACAGUCUGCAAACGCUACAACAAAGACCAGUGAAACGAAUCACACCUCAAGGUAUUUGAAAUGAGAACGAAACACUACAUUUGCUGCUCUGAUUUACUUAGUCAUAAUCAAGAACUCAGGGUGGUUGGUGCUUGUGGGUUUCUAGGCUAAGAAGUGGUAAGUGAAGAGCGAGGGUGGAACUGUUAACUUAAAACACAAGUGUGUGUGGCUAUGUCUGUCUGAGCUACUUCUAUAUUGCUGUGGCCAAACCAGAAGAAGGAGAAGUUGCUAGUAAUUUUGCAGUGGUCCAAAGCUU
This is a messenger RNA of Manis javanica (Malayan pangolin), 567 nucleotides long. The record is from RefSeq and is a predicted model, not a curated record. Lineage: Eukaryota; Metazoa; Chordata; Mammalia; Pholidota; Manidae.